AUGAAGGAAGCGGCAUAUGCUGAUGAAUUGAAAAUUCUUGCCGGUUUCAAAAACACUAAGAAUGAGUGGUAUGUGAAGGAAUCUGGAAGAAGACGUAGGAAAGCCACUCCAAUUGUUAAAGAAAGUGAAGGAUCGUCAUCAAAGCCGAAAAAGAAGCAAAAGAAAGCAGCAUCAAUGUCUUUAGUUGAUGAACCGGAAGAAGAUAAUCCAGUGGUAACAGCAGAGAAAGAACAAGUGACAACUACAACUGAUGAUCCAUUUAAUGUUGAUGUGCUAUUUAAUGCAGAUAUGUUGGAAACAUGGCCAGAAGUUGUGGCAAACGUUGAACAAGUCGCAAAUGUUGAAGCCCAGAAAGAUAAAGAAAAAGUUGCUGAUGAUAUUGAGGGUGACGAUGUUGAUAAAAGCACAACAAGUUCAUCAAGUUCUUCAGAUGAUGGUAUUGAUGAGGUUGAAAGCCGGAAAAGAAUUCAAGAUGAAAUAGAAAAAGAGAAUAUGUUGAGAAAGAGAAAAAGACAAGAGAAAGAUGACGAUGAUGUCUAUGUACCCUCUCCAGAGCAUGUCUCAGGAUCACAAUCUUCUCCAAAAGCAAGAAAGAAAGCUGGUGGUCGUAAGAAAGUAGUUUCUCCAAGAAUACGCAAAGUCAAUCCAAAGAAAUCUCCGAAGAUCGUGCUAAAGAAGAAACCAUCAAAAGAAAGUACAAAGCCUCCCACACCACCACAUGAACCAACAUCACCACAAUCACCUAUUCAUCAAUCACCUCCCAGACAACCUACUCCUCAACAACAAUCCUCACCACCUAGACUUCCAACACCUCCAAGACAACCAUCACCGAUUCAUCAAUCACCACCACCACAACAAACCUUAUUCACUUCACAAGAUCUAUUUGGUACACCUCCACUCACUCAGAUGCAACCUGGUUCUUCUAGCAGAGGUCUUUAUACACCACAGGAUAAUCUUAUGGACAUCGGAAAUUUCGACUUUGCAAAUAAUGAUCAAUUGUUGAAGUUGGAGAAAAAGGUGGAGGAAGUGAUAGUAGAAAACAAGAAGCUUGUUGCUGAAAACAAGAAGGUGUCUGAUAGAGAAAGAUUUCUUGAAAUUCGUGUGAAGAAGUUAGAGGAUGAAAAUCAAGUGUUGGUGAAAAAGAUUGACGCUGAUCAAUCUGAAAUUGAUAUAUUUAAAGUACGUGUUACGGAGCUUGAAGAAGAAAAGUCUAGAAAAGAUAAUCAGAAUGAAUACUUCAAGCUAAAGAACAAAGAACUGGAAGCAGCUAAAAAAUCAAGAAAUCAUGAAUUCUACAUGCUGAGUAAAGUCGUUGAAAGCAUGCUUGGAACUUCAAUUGAACAAAAAUUCGAAGAGCUGCAAGUAGAAGAGAUUAGAGCUGAACGUCAAGCAGAAAUUGAAAGACAGAUGAAAGACAAAGGUAAGGGAAUUGAAGGUAGUUCUGCUGUGACAGAAAGAUUAAUUGUUCCUUCAAUGGUCGUUGAGAAUCCCGAGCCUAUUUCUGCUAUUUCUGGUCUCUUUGAAGAUGAAACAACUCUUGUAGAGUUAGAAGGAUCUAGUAGUGAUGAUGAUGAUGGGGAAGAGGAGGAAGAAGAGAAAGAGGAUAAAGAUGAAAAAGUAUUUUCUGCUAGCAGUCACAGUUCAGAAGAUGGUGAUGAUGAUGACGCUGCAGGUGGUACUGGUUUAAGAGUAACUGAAGGUUCUUCUGAACAAGAUGUUGAUAAUCUAAUGAAUGAUACUAUUAAUGAAGAAUCAGGGGAAGCUAGUGGAAAGGGGGAGUCUAGCAAAUCUCAGAUCGUUGAGUAUUCUGAGAAGUUGUUCUUGAGUUUAGAUGUUUACAGAGAAAUAUUGCAAAAUGUGAAUCCUGAAUUCAGGAUUGAUUCUGAAGAAGAUUUAGAGUCUUUUGAUAUUAAUCAACAGCCUGAAUACUCGUACAAGUAUGUUGAAGAGGCUGAUAAAUAUGAUCGAGUUGAGAUUGAAGAUUGUACAGAUGAUGAAGAUGUGGCUGAAGAUACUUCUAAGUAUCCUACACUUAUGGAAUUCUUUGCUGAAGAAAACAGAGAAGAGUUAAGGCAGAAAGUAGCUGGGGCUGUGAAAGAUAAAACCUUCGACAGUACUCAAAAAGAGAUGGAAAAGGAAGAUAGGCCGAAGUGGUUCAAGAAAAGUCACGAGAGAAAGUUUAAAAGACCUUUGAAGUAUUUCAAACGUGAUCAAAGUGUUUCUCUUGGUGAUAUUAUCAGUUGGGGAUUUUUACCGCAGGUGAAUGCAUAUGCAAUCCGAAGAGAGUAUGGUGUCCAGUACUUUGAACGUUUAUAUGACAUCAUGUCAUUACCUUCGUGGGAUGUCGAUGAACUAGCAAAGGUAAAAUGUUUGGAUUAUCCUGUUCGGAAGCUUGAUGUUGCUAUGUGGGGAUACAUUAAAUUUGAAUCAUUAAAAGAAUUUCGCAAAUGGAAGCCACAUCAUCCAAAGCGUGUGUAG
This is a messenger RNA of Helianthus annuus (common sunflower), 2478 nucleotides long. RefSeq names its product glutamic acid-rich protein-like. The transcript has a single exon. The record is from RefSeq and is a predicted model, not a curated record. Bases 1 to 2478 code for a protein of 825 amino acids. NCBI's taxonomy places the organism in Eukaryota, Viridiplantae, Streptophyta, Magnoliopsida, Asterales, Asteraceae.